This is a messenger RNA of Ipomoea nil (Japanese morning glory), 1198 nucleotides long. Its product is annotated as GDSL esterase/lipase LIP-4-like. The transcript is spliced from 5 exons. The coding region runs from base 88 to 1170 and encodes 360 amino acids. Lineage: Eukaryota; Viridiplantae; Streptophyta; Magnoliopsida; Solanales; Convolvulaceae. The record is from RefSeq and is a predicted model, not a curated record. Gene Ontology annotation, molecular function: hydrolase activity, acting on ester bonds.
UAUUUCUAAAUCCUCCCUAGCCUUCUCUUGAACUGAUUCAACACUUCUCCACUUCCAAUACCUUCAAUUCUCUUGAUUGGAUCAAAAAUGGAGCUCAAACUUCUCUGCAUCAUCACUUUCACUGCAAUACUCUUAGUUUGCUCUCCGCCAUUAGCCGCCGGGGCGGAAUGCCAAAAAUCCCCAAUUAUCUUUAACUUUGGCGACUCCAAUUCCGACACCGGUGGUUUUGGCGUCGCUUAUGGAUCCCUCCUUGGCUACCCUAAUGGUCGCAAGUUCUUUCACCGAUCUUCCGACCGUUUCUCCGAUGGACGUCUAAUCAUUGAUUUUCUCUGUGACAAUGUGAAGAUGGAUUACUUGUCUUCAUAUUUAGAAUCAUUAACUUCAAACUUCAAGAAUGGAGUCAAUUUUGCCGUAGGUGGUGCAACGGCAUUCCCAAAAUCUAAUUUUUUCUCUUUGAAAACUCAAAUCAAAGAAUUCAGUCGGUUUCACUCUCGCUCCUUGAACUUCCACUUAGAAGGGGUCAAGGGUAUGUUCGAUAGAGAGGACUUUGGCAAUGCCCUAUAUAUGAUAGAUAUAGGGCAAAACGAUAUUACCCUUGCAUUUUACAACCACACAAAACUUGAAGUGGUAGUUCAACAAAUACCCUUCCUUAUAUCUGAAAUUAAAGAUGCUAUUGAGUAUUUGUACAAAGCUGGCGGGAGAAUGUUUUGGGUGCACAACACCGGCCCAGCUGGUUGUCUACCGCAGAUGCUUGCCACAAAAGUGGGUGAUUUUGACGAGGCCGGCUGUCUCAAGCCUCUAAAUGAAGCUGCCCGGGAGUUCAAUGCCCAACUCCUUAACCUUUCUGCAAAUCUGCGAGUUGAGUUAAAGAAUGCUACGGUGGUGUACGUGGAUAUGUACACCAUCAAAUACGAUCUCAUUUCCAACUCCGCUCUCUACGGGUUUGAGAAGCCAUUAAUGGCAUGUUGUGGAGGUGGCGGUGCACCCUACAACGCUGACCCCAAAAUAUUGUGUGGGACGACUGGAUAUACCGUGUGCGAUGAAGACACCAGAUUUAUCAGUUGGGAUGGAAUACACUAUACUGAUAAUGCAAAUGCGGUGUUCGCAGCAAGAAUUGCGACCACAAAUUAUUCCACCCCUCCCCUCAGAUUUGAUUCAUUUUGGUGUUGAAAGGCACACGUAGUAGCUUGGUUUUAUU